Nomia melanderi (Alkali bee) is the source of this 1184-nucleotide messenger RNA. RefSeq lists its product as uncharacterized. Lineage: Eukaryota; Metazoa; Arthropoda; Insecta; Hymenoptera; Halictidae. The record is from RefSeq and is a predicted model, not a curated record. Gene Ontology annotation, molecular function: DNA polymerase processivity factor activity. Gene Ontology annotation, biological process: transcription elongation by mitochondrial RNA polymerase; mitochondrial transcription. Gene Ontology annotation, cellular component: mitochondrial nucleoid.
UUAGGAUUCGUCUAACCUGACACUUGGUUGAAUUCACAUUUAUUGGAUAUCGGAAAACUCAUCGUAAUAAGGGCUCUUCUGGGAUUAUUAUUUACGAGUUACUAGUGUGAGGAGAGUCAGUUCGAAAACUCUAACCUACAAUUAAUAAGAUGAGAACAUUAUAACUGUCUAGUGAUAAAAAAGUGAACUAACAUAUUUGACAUUUGUUAGAUAGGCUAGAAGAGUUUGAUAUAUAAGUCAUAUAACACAAUUACAGAAUUUACUAAUACAAAAUGUUAAAAUCCAUGUCUAACACGCUUUGUAGCGUUAAAAUACAAAAGCACUUAAGGUUUCCUUUAUCUCAAAUAUACUCUGACUCAUUAGAACAGAAAAUUCUAAGAGAUAAUAAUUAUAAGAAUUUGGAAAAUGAGAAAUGUACAGCAGAAAAUGGAAACCAGGAGAAAUACUUUGAGGAAGCACAUAUUAAAAUAAUAACACCGCAUUGUAAUAAAAAUGAACCUUUGGAGGUGAGAAAUCCUAGCACAACAGUUAAAAACAGAGUCAAUGAAAAGUAUAAUAUAACACCUAAAGUAAAAUGGACUGAGAGUCCAAAAACAGUAUUGGCAUUUCACAUUGGUGUCAAUAUAGUAAGCUGGGCAUAUGUAAAUUCUACCUUUGAGGUGUUAGAAUGGAAAUGGGAAGAUUGGUGUGAUGAAAAAACAGUAACUACUACUACAUAUGAAUUAAUCAAUACGAUAUCACAUAUAAUUACCAUGUUGCCUACAGCUGAUACUUACGUAAUAGAAGACAGUACAGUUUCGGCGAGAUCUAAACAUAUAAAAAAGAUGAUCAUUCAACAGCAUUUGGCCGUUUCUAUAAUGUCUUGCAUCCAAUUAAAAAAUGUAACAGAAAAUAUAUACAUACUGCAUCCUAAGACAACAGCACGUUGGUUCAAGAUGAUCGUUGGAUCUGAAGCAAUAUCUACAGAGCCUAUUGUGACAUCGUUGCUAGAGAAUGAGGAAGGCUAUAAUGGAAUAAGUGUAUCUAUAAGCGAGAAAAUCAAAAACGACUAUAUGGAAAUGAACAAACCAGAAAGAGAACAAAUUAACUGGUCUCUAUUAAAAGCCAUAACGUUUUUAUCUAUAACUGGGGAAAGGGCGAGGUCAAAAGUUUCAGGAAAGUAAUAAUGUAAAUAUUGUAAGAAA